UAAUGAAUACAUUUUCACUUUCAACUGGGAAACAUUGGAAGCCAGAAAUCUGGUGAAUAUUAUUUCUUUUUCGAUUAUGAAGCCGGAAUCGAAUUAUAAUGAUGAGACGGCUAGCGGCGAUGCAGCUCAUCCAAUCAUCGAAGCGUCUUCUACCGGCGAUGCUCACCCAAUGGCUACCUCAACACCGGGCCGCAUGACCACCCGCAUGAUCACUAAGCAGAAUAUCAAGAUAUCUCCAUCAUCAUCGCCGGCGAUCGGGAAUAAUAAAGAGCAAUCGCCAUCGACUUCACCACCGACAGCAUUGACACCGACACUAAAUACAGCAAGUGUAGCCAACACUUCCUUGCCCCAAAGAGUGCCAAGAUCCUUGCAACACAUUAAGGGUCGCUGCCCAGUCCGCACAAGUUCUUUGGAGGGUGCCAGGUCUCCCAGAGGACGUCCUAAGAAACAAGUUCUCAAGACACAGAUGACUAAAUCACCGAAAGCUGAACCGGAAUCACCAAAAGCAGAAGCCCUAAAAACAAAAUCUGAAUCGUCGAAGAAUGCAACCCCCAAAGAGCAAUCGCCUUCGACUUCACCACCGGCAGUAGUGACACCAACAACAAAUACUACAGGUGUAGCCAACACUUCCUUGGCCCAACGAGUGCCAAGAUCCUUGCGACACAUUAAGGGACGCUGCCCAGUCCGCACGUGUUCAGUGGAGGUUGCCAGGUCUCCCAAGGAAGGCCCUAAGAAUGAAGUUCCCAAGACACAGAUGACUAAAUCACCGAAACCCGAACCGGAAUACCCAAAUGUAAAAUCGGAAUCCCCAAAAGCAGAAGCAAAAGCUUCUCCUACCCCUAAGCCGGAACCUGAUGGUACAUCGCGUUCCCAAAAGCGUCAACAUUCUCCAGAGGACGCUAUAUCGGAGCAAGCCUCUACUUCGGCCAAGGCGACCAGGGCCAACGCCGAGAUCUCCCCGUCCCCACCCCUUCCUUACCAGCUGUACCAGGUGAACAUGCACAACUGUCCGGUUGGACUUCUUAUUCUCAACUCGGAUCAACAAAUUGAACCCAACGGAGUGACGGCAGCUAAUCAGAGCCUGGAAAAUCCAUUUCGAUUUACGGAGCCGACACCAGCAGUAAUAGCAAUCAAUGCACUGGAAACACCGCCGGUAGAGAAUCCUUACAGAAGUACCACUGAACCGAUACCGAAAACUAAAAAUUACUGCUUGAUUAUGUAAAACUGUAAUGUUCACGAGUUCUUGUUUCCGGAGGACGAUCAUGAAUUAAGAUCUAUACUAUUUUCGAUUCGCAAAUUUUUAAACACCAUAUAAACCACAAAGAGACUCAUCAAUAAACACUCUCUAAUACUCUCGCUUAA
Molecule: messenger RNA, 1362 nt
Organism: Drosophila kikkawai
Lineage: Eukaryota; Metazoa; Arthropoda; Insecta; Diptera; Drosophilidae
Product: serine/arginine repetitive matrix protein 1
Source: RefSeq, a predicted model, not a curated record